GAUCACGUUAGUUUGGCAUGUGUAUAUAUUUAAUAGAAAACCACGUGAGAAAAAAAAUAUAAUAAAGUGCACUUUGCCCUAUAAAUUGUAUCAUAAAAUGCAAAGAAUACACAAGAAGACAGAGAGAAAAAUAAUAGAUGGCGGUGAGGAUGAAGGGAUGCUAUCUGGUGAAGCCAGCAGAACCAACAUGGAAUGGCUUCCAAUCUCUUUCGGAAUGGGAUCAAACUGGUCUCAUUACUCAUGUACCAUCUAUAUACCUUUACCGGCCAUCCCAAAAAUGGAGUACAGUGGCCGAUAUCACUAACACCCUUACACAAUCGUUGAGUAGAGCUCUUGUUCAUUUCUAUCCAUUGGCUGGUCGCUUGCGGUGCCUCCCAGGAGGUCGUCUCGAGCUCAACUGCAAUGCCGAAGGUGUUCUGUUCACCGAAGUCGAGUUCGAUUCCGAACUCGAUGCCUUGGGUGAUUUAUCUCCUUCAUCAGAGAGUUGUCAUCAUCUCGCCCCAGUUGUAGAUUAUACCCGCCCAAUUCAUGAACUUCCACUUCUGGUAAUCCAGCUCACUAGAUUCUCUUGUGGCGGCAUUGGCCUCGGCUUGGCCAUUUCACAGGCAGUUGUUGAUGGCCCAAGUGCGAUGCAUUUUUUCUCUGAGUGGGCUGGUCUUGCUAGAGGCGAACAGUUGAAAACAACACCGCUUCUUGAUCGGAAGUGUCUCAGAGCAGGAGAUCUCCCACUCGGGUCUCCAUGUUUCAACCAUGUAGAAUUCGAUAGCCCACCAAUCUUGGUUGGGCAAUCGAACUGUAACGAAGAGAGGACAAAGGAAACCACUGUGGCCAUGCUAAGAGUCACCAAAGAACAGCUAAAAAAACUCAAGAGGAUAGCGAACGAUGGUCGAGAUAGCAAGACUACUCGUCCCUAUACUCGGUACGAGAUGUUGGCUGGACACGUCUGGAGAUGUGCAUGCAAGGCCCGGAAACAUAGUAAGGAACAGGCAACGGCUUUAGCCAUUAGUGUCGACGUGCGGAAUCGAAUAGAACCGCGGAUACCAAUCUCUUACCUUGGUAACGCGUCAUUCGAUGUUACGGCAAAUAGUAGUUCGGAAGACUUGGUGUCCAAACCACUAAGUUUUGCCGCGAACAAAAUAAGGGAAACCGUUGAAAAGGUAACAAAUGAUUACAUAUGGUCAAGUAUUGAGUAUCUAAAGAAUCAAAAGGACUUGGUAAAAUUUAGAGAUCUUCAGUAUUGUACCUUUAACGAAGGUCCUUUCUCUGGGAACCCUAAUCUUAGCGUUGUGAGCUGGUUGAGGCUACCUUUGUACGGUCUUGAUUUUGGAUGGGGAAACGAAGUCUGCAUGACCCAUUCCUGUGACAUCGAUGGAGACGUAUUCCUUCGCUCCGAUCCUAGUUGCAAGGACGAUGGAUCAUUGGUUGUUGCAAUUUGUUUGCAAGUGCAGCACAUGGAUUCUUUCAAGAAGCACUUUUAUAGUGAUAUAGGGAGACUGUUUGACGAUAUGGAUUUGAAAGGUCUUUCAUAGUCUAUUAAUUACCUAUGUGUUUGGAUGAACUUUAAAAAGUUAUUUUUGUGUUUAAUAACUUAUUUUCAUUAAAUACAUGUUUACCAUGUUUCUUUAUAAGUUCUUUAAAAAAAACUUAAUA
Molecule: messenger RNA, 1650 nt
Organism: Humulus lupulus (European hop)
Lineage: Eukaryota; Viridiplantae; Streptophyta; Magnoliopsida; Rosales; Cannabaceae
Product: spermidine hydroxycinnamoyl transferase-like
Exons: 1
Coding region: 138-1529 (463 amino acids)
Molecular function (GO): acyltransferase activity, transferring groups other than amino-acyl groups
Source: RefSeq, a predicted model, not a curated record